Messenger RNA from Ambispora gerdemannii, 1917 nucleotides. NCBI's taxonomy places the organism in Eukaryota, Fungi, Glomeromycota, Glomeromycetes, Archaeosporales, Ambisporaceae. The record is from the annotation of a GenBank genome assembly.
AUGUCGGGACAACUCGGAUUAAAAAGCAAAGACAGCGCUUCUCUGCGGUUAGCAACCUCAAAUCCUACUGUCAAUAGUAGUCUUCAACAAAAUGUCAUAGAUGCGCUUCAGGCUUCAACAGAUACUACUAAAGAAGUUACCGUGGCUGAGAAGGUCGAUAAAGAUAGUUCUGAGCACGUUGCGCCAAAAUCCGGCGAUAAAAUUGCCGACUCAGCUGAAGACGAGAGCACCAAACGACGAAAAUCGCUUAUAGCGCUCGCAACUAGUAAUCAUCACGUUGCCAAACACGUUAGUUGCAUACGCCCUACCGAAGAUAUCUUUGAUCCUGAAGAUCCAAAUAUCCGUGAGGAUAUAAUUCGAAUGGUUAUGCAAUAUCUGUCAGAUGGAGGUUAUAAUGCGUCAAAAACUACUUUGUAUGAUGAGGCAAAUUUGAAAUGGCAUGAACGUGAAGAGCAUGUCGUAGAAGUAAAGCGACUAAAAAAAGCUAUUCUUGAAGGUGAUUGGGCAGAAGUUGACAAACUCUGUGCAAAACCACUAAUCAAGAAUCAAAAGAGCUUUUUGUAUGCUGUUUAUAAACAACAGUAUCUUGAAUAUAUUGAAUAUCAAGAAAUGCAAAAGGCGUUUGCUUUUCUAAACAAAAGAAUGAAGCCUCUUGAACAUCUCCAGAUGAAUCCAAAUGAGUUUAAAGAUUUGUGUUAUUUACUUACAGCCAAAGCUGUUCGCGAUGCUCCGUCGUUCAAAAAUUGGGAAGGGAUUGGACCGGCAAGGCAAUUUUUUUAUUUAUCUAUAGAACUUUUAGAGAAGUUAGUAGAGCAAUUCCAAAAUCUGCUUAAUUUUGAAAAUGCGGAUAAGGAUGAAGGUACCGUACACGUACCACCGAGCCGGUUACUUACUCUCCUUCGACAAGCCGUCGCCUACCAAAUCGAAUUUUCACGUUAUCAUCCACGUGUUGCGCCUAGAAUAAACACAUUAUUACAGGAUUACACAAGUUUCAUAAUACCCAAUGCUAUUCGGGCGACUUUAGUUGGACAUCAAGGAAAUGUUAAAUGUGUUGGUUUUGUGGGCCAAGAAGGAAGAGAGAUUAUCAGUGGAUCAAGCGACAAUACACUCAGAAUAUGGGAUACUGAAAGUUCCAAAGAGAUUGGUGUUUUGGAGGGUCACGAAUCUCGAAUUUGGGAUGUAUCCUCCAAUAAGAAUGGAUCGGUCGUGUCUAGUGCCAGUGGUGAUGGCACAAUCAAGUUAUGGGAUAUGAAAGGAAGCAAACAUAUUUGUAUCACAUCAUUGUCAGGCCACACUAGCGAUGUUUACACGGUCAAAUUUCAUCCCGGAGACAACCAUGUUGUUUCCGGAGGCUAUGAUAAAAUUGUUAGAUUAUACGAUGUGAAUACCGGGCAGUUGGUAAAAAUGUUUAGUGGACAUCAAUUGUCAGUCUCGAAAACCAUUUUUAAUCCGCUGGGAAAUCUUAUAAUCAGCGGUUCAAAAGAUAAUACCAUUAAAUUUUGGGAUAUUGUCUCUGGACUUUGUAUUCGUACAAUAACAUCACAUUUGGGUGAGGUUACUUCGGUCGAGAUGAAUGCUAAUGGUACUUUGUUGCUAAGCAGUUCAAAAGAUAAUUCGAAUCGUUUAUGGGAUGUCAGGAUGGGACGUCCUAUUAGAAAACUAAAAGGCCAUCAAAACACUUCGAAAAAUUUCAUACGCGCAGGAUUUGCUAGUGAUUCCUUAAUUGUUGGAGGCUCUGAGGAUGGCAUAGUAUACAUUUGGGAUCAAGACACCGGUGAGGUUCUACAAAGAUUGCGAAAGCACACUGGUAUUGUGUACAGCGCUGUUUGGAAUGCCUCGCAGAGUUUACUUGUCAGCUGUAGUGAUGAUCAAACCUUGAAUACGUGGUGGUAUGAUGAAAAUUGCCCUCUUGAUUAA